This is a messenger RNA of Papaver somniferum (opium poppy), 4196 nucleotides long. RefSeq names its product ubiquitin carboxyl-terminal hydrolase 12-like. The transcript has 32 exons. The record is from RefSeq and is a predicted model, not a curated record. Bases 164 to 3514 code for a protein of 1116 amino acids. Gene Ontology annotation, molecular function: cysteine-type endopeptidase activity; cysteine-type deubiquitinase activity; protein binding. Gene Ontology annotation, cellular component: nucleus; cytosol. Gene Ontology annotation, biological process: protein deubiquitination; regulation of protein stability. NCBI's taxonomy places the organism in Eukaryota, Viridiplantae, Streptophyta, Magnoliopsida, Ranunculales, Papaveraceae.
UCUUUUUUGGUGGUGACUCGUUACAGAAAGAGAGACCGUUCCUCCUCUCUAGUACUAGUAUAAAAUUCUCUCAUUCUCUUAUUCUUCCGUCUUCUUCUUCUUGUUGGUUUCUCAGAUUCAUCGAUCGAGACUAGUCCAGAUACUAUCAUCAUCAUCAUCAUUCAUGACUAUGAUGACUCCUCCACCAUUAGAUCAGCAAGAAGAUGAGGAGAUGUUGGUUCCACAUUCAGAUUUUGUUGAUGGUGCUCAACCUAUGGAAGAAGGAGUAACAGCAGUGCAACCGGAAACUGUUAGUACCGUGGAGAAUCAGCAAAUUGAGGAUCCUCCAACUUCGAGAUUUACAUGGACAAUUGAGAGUUUUUCUAGGUUGAAUGUAAAGAAACACUACUCUGAUGUAUUUGUAGUGGGUGGUUUUAAAUGGCGGGUACUGAUUUUUCCCAAGGGAAACAAUGUCGACCAAUUGUCAAUGUACCUAGAUGUUGCAGAUUCACAGAACUUGCCUUAUGGAUGGAGUAGAUAUGCUCAAUUCAGUUUGGCUGUGGUGAAUCAAUCACAGAAUAAGUUUACUGUUAGAAAAGACACGCAACAUCAGUUCAAUGCACGAGAGAGUGAUUGGGGCUUCACGUCCUUUAUGCCUUUAAGUGAACUCUACGAUCCUAGCAGAGGAUUUCUUGCCAAUGAUACAGUAAUCAUUGAAGCCGAGGUUAUUGUUCGUAAGGUUGUGGAUUAUUGGAGUUAUGAUUCAAAGAAAGAAACAGGCUUUGUUGGUCUUAAGAAUCAGGGUGCAACAUGUUACAUGAACUCUCUACUGCAAACUCUUUAUCAUAUCCCUUACUUCAGAAAGGCCGUAUACCAUAUGCCAACAACUGAGAAUGAUAUGCCAUCUGGAAGCAUUCCUCUGGCUCUGCAGAGCCUAUUUUACAAGCUUCAAUACAGUGACAACAGUGUUGCAACUAAAGAGCUGACAAAAUCUUUUGGAUGGGACACGUAUGAUUCUUUCAUGCAGCAUGAUGUGCAAGAACUCAAUAGGGUUCUUUCUGAAAAGCUCGAGGAUAAAAUGAAAGGGACUGUUGUAGAGGGCACUAUCCAGCAAUUGUUUGAAGGACACCAUAUGAACUAUAUUGAGUGCAUCAAUGUGGACUACAAAUCUACGAGAAAGGAGUCAUUUUAUGACCUUCAGCUCGAUGUUAAAGGAUGUCGAGAUGUCUAUGCUUCUUUUGACAAAUAUGUGGAAGUGGAACGUCUUGAAGGUGAUAACAAGUAUCAUGCUGAGCAACAUGGAUUGCAGGAUGCUAAGAAAGGUGUCCUCUUUAUUGACUUUCCUCCUGUUCUCCAGCUUCAGCUGAAGCGGUUUGAGUAUGAUUUCAUGAGGGACACUAUGGUAAAGAUUAAUGACCGUUAUGAGUUUCCAUUGCAACUUGACCUUGAUAGAGAGAAUGGCAAGUAUUUAUCGCCAGAUGCAGAUAGAGGAGUUCGCAACCUUUACACACUUCACAGUGUCUUGGUUCAUAGUGGCGGAGUGCAUGGUGGACAUUACUACGCUUUUAUUCGGCCAACCCUCUCUGAUCAAUGGUUUAAAUUUGAUGAUGAGCGGGUUACGAAAGAAGAUAUGAAGAGAGCACUUGAAGAACAGUAUGGUGGGGAGGAAGAGUUGCCAAAUGCAGGCUUCAAUAACACUCCGUUUAAGUUCACAAAAUAUUCAAAUGCAUACAUGCUUGUGUAUAUACGUGAUAGUGAUAAGGAUAAGAUUAUUUGCAAUGUGGAUGAGAAGGACAUUGCUGAACACCUUAGGGUAAGAUUAAAGAAAGAACAGGAAGAAAAGGAGCACAAGAAAAAGGAAAAAGCAGAGGCACACCUUUAUACUAUUAUAAAGGUUGCGAGGAAUGAGGAUCUCACGGAACAGAUUGGCAGGGAUAUCUAUUUUGAUCUUGUGGAUCAUGAUAAAGGUCGCAGCUUUCGCAUUCAAAAGCAGAUGCCUUUUAAUGUUUUCAAGGAAGAGGUGGCCAAAAAGUUUGGUAUACCAGUAGAGUGCCAGCGCUUUUGGCUGUGGGCAAAGCGGCAGAACCACACAUAUCGUCCAAAUCGACCACUGACACAUCAAGAGGAAACUCAGUCGGUUGGACACCUGAGGGAGGUUUCAAAUAAAGCUCACAACGCAGAGUUGAAGUUAUUCUUGGAAGUGGAGGUUGGACUGGAUCUACGUCCUAUUCCUCCACCUGAGAAAACGAAAGACGAUAUUUUGAUUUUCUUCAAGCUUUAUGACUCAGAGAAAGAAGCACUCAGGUUUGUAGGGAGGUUAUUUGUGAAAGGCAGUGGCAAGCCCUUGGAGAUACUGUCUAAGCUAAAUGAAAUGGCUGGGUUUGCUCCAAGUGAAGAAAUUGAACUUUAUGAGGAAAUAAAGUUCGAUCCUAGUGUUAUGUGUGAACACAUUGACAAGAAACUCACUUUCCGAACUAGCCAGCUCGAAGAUGGUGAUAUUAUAUGUUUUCAGAAAUCUCCUUCUACUGAACCUGAACAACGGCAUCGUUAUCCUGAUGUACCUUCAUUUUUGGAGUAUGUUCACAAUCGGCAGGUUGUUCAUUUCCGUUCGUUGGAGAAACCUAAGGAGGAUGAUUUCUGUCUUGAGCUGUCAAAAAUAUUCUCCUAUGAUGAAGUCGUUGAAAAAGUUGCACAACAACUUGGUUUGGAGGAUCCAUCCAAAAUCAGGCUCACAUCACACAACUGUUACUCUCAGCAACCUAAACCCCAACCUAUCAAGUAUAGGGGAGUUGACCGUUUGUCAGAUAUGUUGGUUCACUACAAUCAGACUUCCGAUAUAUUGUAUUAUGAAGUAUUGGACAUUCCUUUACCAGAAUUGCAAGGCUUAAAAACUUUGAAGGUUGCUUUUCAUCAUGCAACAAAGGAAGAAGCAGUAAUUCACUGUAUUAGAUUGCCGAAGCAAAGCACUGUUGGAGAUGUCAUUAAUGACCUGAAAACAAAGGUCGAAUUGUCCCAUCCCGGUGCAGAGCUCAGGUUGCUUGAAGUAUUCUAUCAUAAGAUCUACAAGAUUUUCCCACUUAAUGAAAAGAUCGAAAAUAUUAAUGAUCAAUACUGGACAUUACGUGCGGAGGAGAUUCCAGAGGAAGAGAAAAACCUUGGGCCUAAUGAUCGCCUGAUUCAUGUUUACCAUUUUACGAAAGAUACAACUCAAAUGCAGGUCCAAAAUUUUGGCGAACCAUUUUUCUUGCUCAUCCAUGAAGGAGAGACUUUAGCUGAUGUUAAAGGUCGCAUACAAAAGAAACUGCAGGUGCCAGACGAGGAGUUCGCCAAGUGGAGAUUUGCGUUUUUGUCGUUGGGAAGGCCUGACUACCUCGAGGACAGUGAUGUUGUAUCCAGUCGUUUUCAGAAAAGGGAUAUUUAUGGAGCUUGGGAGCAAUAUUUAGGGUUAGAACACUCGGAUAGUGCUCCAAAAAGGGCGUAUGCAGCCAACCAGAACCGCCAUACAUACGAGAAGCCUGUAAAAAUUUACAAUUAGAGAAAGAGCCGAGGAACCCCCACCAUAUUAGCAUCUCCUGAGAUACUCGGUAGCAUGAGAUUUGUUUGAUGCGGGUACUGAAGGAAAGAUACAAGUGAAUACCAACAACCUCCUAAAGGGGAAAAAAAGGAUGGUUAAAUCUAGCAGUACGAUGAUAGUAUAGGUCAUUUGUUAUUGGCGCUCGUUAUAUCUUCCAGUGAGACGGUGUUGGGGGUUGUGGUAUUUGUCGAUUGUGUUGGGCUUUAUUAUAACUCUUCUUUGUGGAUGCAGUUGUGGUUGGUGGAGUUUGAGGACUCAGUACAGGCAUUGUGUUUCGUCUAUCCAUGAUGACAACAACCCCAUCCUGAUCUUGUUUUCUUCUCUUUUUCUCAUGAAAAAUCCCGUUGUCGUAGGAACAUGUAGUUGCUCCAUUUUCUUAUAAAGCACCCAUUCAAGGCUGAUUUUCCAAUGGGGUUAAAUUCAUUAAGUGUAAUUUUUUUCUAAGUGUGAACCAUCCUUGCUGGGAAGGAAGAAAAACAAGUGAAAAGGCAAGAAAAUCAGCCUCUGUCGACCUCAAUUAGUUCCAUAGAUGAGGGUGUACAUAGGGAUUAAUAUAAAAGAAAAGAAAGUUCAAAUACCAUAACAGUUGCUGGAUGUAAAUUAAAAUUUUCCUAUUAAUGCAACAUUGUUGAGUUCCCGGAGA